CGGACUCGCAACGCGACUUAAUGCAACGUUAUCUCGGCUAUGUAAAACACAGGACCAUACAUUUUUACCUUCUUUGGCAGUUGCAAACCACCCCUCAGUUCAUAAGCUUGCGAUACCCGGACAUAUCCUCGAGCACGCGUCGCAUCCCGUUUCCGAGUCGCCAAAAUGGGCCCAGACGACGAUACUACCCAGCUCAUGGCAGCUUUUCGAAAAGCAGGCACGACGAGAUCCGGCGCGAACAGCCGCACGUCUACAAGUGCCACCCCCGUCUCGCGCCGCUCAACGCCACAAAGGUCGCCUGCACGACGCUCGCCGCCCAGAAAACGCGCCUCGAUCGCUGUGGAGAGCUUCCUGUCCGACUCCAGUUUCGGCGAAGAUGUUAUCAAUGCCAAACCGCUGCCAAAGGCUAGGAGACUACUCCAGAUUCGACCAAAGCCUGUACGGAACAAGAGCGAAUACAUCUACUACGAGCCACAAGAUGAGGUGGAAAGUAUCGUGCGCGAGUGUUCGACGCGGGGUGACAUCGCGUAUGAGGUCAAGCUUGUGGGAGGUGGGACUAGAGAGAUCAACUUUGAAGAACUUCUCGAGCUUCCAGGUGGCCCAGCAGCACUCAACAACCACCAGCAAUACGACGAUGCAUCUUCUCCUAGCUCUGACGACAUGAGGCUCCGCGGCAAGACCUCAAGCGCGAACAACGACGAUUUCGUGGAUAUCACCACGAUUGGUAUCUCUUCCUCGGAGGAAGACGACAUCGACGAAGACGAGCUCGCACCCAGCCGAAGGCUCCGCAAUGGGCGGGUGAGCGAGCUGGCCAGGGGCGCGAGGAACAGUGGGCGCGAAUCAAGGAGUCGGUCACGCCUCAGCGACCCCAACGAGCUCACAAGCAGUGACGAAGACAGCGAGGAUACGGGCAGGAAGCGCAGAGGGAGGAAGACGAGGGCGUUGGAACCUACGCGUCGUUCUACCAGACAGCCGGUACCUGUUCAAGCCACCGAUGAUGAAGAGAGCGAGGAUGACGAGAAAGACACCAGCAACUCGGACAACAUCAUUCGUUCAGAUAUCCUACCUGGCCACAAACGCAAGAGGCAAGGUCUCCGUGCAUUCAGGCCUGAGAAGGCCCAGCGCAUCGGUGCUCGUCAGUCCGAGCGAUCUACACGCGCCACGAACAACAUGGAGGAGGCGGGCGAGAACGACAUCUAUCGCUCAGACUCUACAGCAAGGACCUCCGUGCCGCAGGCCAAGGCAGUCCGGGAGGUCUUCGAGACAUUACCUCGAAGCGACUUGUUCCGCUCCCGUCACGUUGAAGGCUGCGAAGUGUGCUAUGAUGGGCCGAACGUCGCUCCCCUCAUCUACUGCCAAGGAUGUUCACUCGCAUAUCACAAAAACUGCUUGGGCACUCGAAGCACUCGUGAGCAUCUCGUCACUAAAGUCGGCGAUGAGCGGUUCGUCCUGCAGUGCAAGCGAUGUGUCAACGUCUACCGGAAGAGGGACCGCUUUGCGCCCAAUUUGGCCAGAUGUCAGGACUGUGGCAAGAACGGCGAUUCCUGCAGACCUUUCAGGCAUCGCAAGACUACUCAGCAAGAGAUGAAGGAGCGAGAAGAGAAUGGCGGCGACGAUCCAAUCACUGACGUACCUUCCAAACUUAUCAACAACCCACACAACGUGCUCUUCCGCUGCACCAAGUGCUCGCGAGCAUGGCACUACCACCAUUUACCACCCUUGUCGCAGUACGCCAUGGACGUCAACCGCUAUGACGAGGAAAUGGCUGACGAGCGCUUCCGCGAGUACUCGAACAAGUGGAUGUGCAAAGAAUGCGACGACACCGAUGAUAGGAAAAUCGGGGGUCUUGUCGCCUGGCGUCCGUCCGAUGUGGAAACCUACCAGCCUGGUACGCCUUGUGAGCUCGUAAAUGAAGACGACAAGCAAUAUCUCAUCAAGUGGGAGAAGCAGUCGUACUUCCACGCAGCAUGGUUUUCUGGUGCUUGGACAUGGGGCGUCAGUGCGUCUGCCAUGCGAAGGGCCUUCUUCAAGAAGGAGGAUGGGCCAAAGAUGCGGACCGAGGACGCCAUCCCCGAGGAGUACCUCCGCAUUGAUAUCGUCCUUGAUAUCAAGUUCACCAGCUAUGUCGAGAUCCGCUCCGAGGAGAUCGAUAAAGCGCGUAUCAAAGAAGUCGACAAGGCACUCAUCAAGUACAAGGGUCUCGGCUACGAAGACGCAGUGUGGGACAAGGUGCCGACAUCGGAAGAUGGUGACAGAUGGCUCGACUUUGUGACUGCGUAUAAUGACUGGGUCGCUGGCCGUUAUGUCAAGGUUCCAAAGCAAGGCCCACUCAAAGCUCGCCUGGAAAAAGCCCGCAACACUCCAUUCGCCAAGCUGGAGAGGCAAGCUCAGCCGGAGAACCUUGUCGGCGGUGAAUUGAUGAAGUAUCAGAUGAAGGGUCUGAAUUGGUUAUACUACCAAUGGUACAACCAGAAGAAUGGUAUCCUCGCCGACGAGAUGGGUCUUGGCAAGACCAUUCAGGUCAUUGGCUUCAUGGCGACACUCGUUCAGGAACACAACUGCUUCCCCUUCCUGAUUGUGGUGCCCAACUCAACAUGCGCCAAUUGGCGACGUGAGAUCAAGCAGUGGGCUCCGUCGUUGCGUGUGGUGGCGUACUUCGGAUCUUCACAAGCUCGUGAGAUGGCGUACAAGUACGAGAUGUAUCCCGAAGGCACCAAAGAUCUGAGAUGCCACGUUGUGGUGACUUCCUAUGAAGCUGCUUCCGAUGACAGCUGUCGACGAUUCUUGCGAGGCGUCAACUGGGCCGGUCUGAUCACCGACGAAGGUCAGCGCCUCAAGAAUGACAAGAGUCAGCUGUACACCGCCCUCUCAGGCGUCAAGGCACCGUUCAGGCUGCUAAUGACUGGUACCCCUCUGCAGAACAACGCUAGAGAGCUCUUCAACCUGCUGCAGUUCCUGGACGAGACUAUUAACGCUGCAGAGCUCGAGGAGAAGUACGCCGAGAUGACGUCUGAAAACAUCAAAGAGCUUCAUGACAUGAUUCGACCAUUCAUCCUCCGCCGUACAAAGGCUCAAGUCCUGACCUUCCUUCCGCCCCUCAGUCAAAUCAUUCUGCCCAUCUCCAUGAGCCACUUGCAGAAGCAAGUAUACAAAUCGAUCUUGUCCAAGAGUCCCGAACUGCUAAAGGCCCUGUUCACCUCGGACAAGGGUCUCAAGCAGCAGGAGCGCGCCAGUCUGAGCAACAUCUUGAUGCAGCUGCGCAAGUGCCUGUGUCAUCCCUUCGUCUACAGCCGCGAGAUCGAGGAGCGCACCGACGUCGCCGCCGUAUCUCAUCGUAACCUUGUCGAAGCGUCUGCCAAGCUCAGCUUGCUUGAAAUUUUGCUGCCGAAGCUAAAAGAGCGCGGUCACCGAGUGUUAAUCUUCAGUCAGUUCCUCGAUAUGCUCAGCAUCAUCGAGGACUUUUUGGACGGCAUGCAGAUGGCAUAUCAGCGUCUCGACGGCACAAUGGGCUCACUCGAGAAGCAGAAGCGUAUUGAUCAGUUCAAUGCUCCGGACUCGCCCUUGUUCGCCUUCCUGCUGUCAACCCGCGCAGGUGGUGUCGGUAUCAACCUUGCAACGGCUGACACAGUCAUCAUCCUGGAUCCUGACUUCAAUCCGCAUCAGGACCUGCAAGCCAUUGCGCGAGCUCAUCGUAUCGGUCAGAAGAACAAGGUCCUCUGCUUCCAGCUCGUGACUCGAGCCUCUGUUGAGGAGAAGAUUGUGCAGAUGGGCCGCAAGAAGAUGGCGCUUGACCACGUUGUCGUCGAGCAGUUGGACGCUGACGAGGACGAAGAGCACGAUGUGGAGUCUAUCCUCAAGUAUGGUGCUGCUGAGCUGUUCAAAGACGACACCGCAGACCACGACAUCCGUUACGAUGACGCGUCGAUUGAGAAGCUGCUCGACCGCAGCCAGAUCGAGAACACUCGGGCAGCUGCUGGAGACGACUCAGCAGAGUCGCAGUUCAGUUUCGCACGUGUAUGGGCCAAUGACACAGGUUCGCUGCAAGACAACCUCGACAUCGUUGAGGAGGAGAUAGCUCCUGACCCAGGUGUGUGGGACAAGAUUCUGAAGGAGCGACAAGCACAGGCUGCCGCUGAAGCACUCGUGCGAGCGCAUGCCCUGGGCAGAGGCAAGCGCGCUCGAGUCAACGUCGGCUACAUGACCGAACAAGAAAAGGCGCAAGCUGCUGCAGUCGACAGCGAUGAAGAGGCCGCACCUCCGUCACCCGUCAAGAUCGACAAGAAAAAGAAGAAGAAGAAGCGAUCUGACACCGAAAGCGAUACUGACUUUCAGGUCGACUCCGAUGAAGACACCGAGGUUGAGCCCGAACCAUCAGAAGGUGAUGUGCAGCAAGAGCUCGCAGCCUCCACUCAACAGCGUCAUGUCAGCGGUCUCGCUCAGCAGUCGUCAGCCCGAACAAGAGGCGAAGAUCAGCUUCGCCUUCCUGAUCAGCUUCGUCUUCCUGAUCAGCUUCGUCUUCCUGAUCAGCUUCGUCUUCCUGAUCAGCUUCGUUUUCCUGAUCAGCUUCGUCUUCCUGAUCAGCUUCGUCUUCCUGAUCAGCUUCGUCUUCCUGAUCAGCUUCGUCUUCCUGAUCAGCUUCGUCUUCCUCAUCAGCCUACCGCUUCUGCACCUGUAGAACGCAGUCCCAUCAAACCGCCGAAGAAGAGCAGUGGUAAGGGUUCAAUUCCAUCACCAAAACCAACAGCCACAGUCAUCAAGAAGACAACUUCUCAGAAAGACGGCAAAGAGCCAACAGUCAUCUCCUUGCUCUCACCACCAGCAUCGCCAAAACUAACAGCAACACCCUCAGUCAAACCCUUCGUCCGUGCCAACAUACCCAUCCGCUCCCCCGUCGAACCGAUGAACUUAUCGCACACGAACCGCAUCUGCCCUGCAUGCCACAAGUCCCACCCCAGUGGGGCUUGCGAGUUGAAGGCUGCGGGCGUCGAACACUGCGGAUUGUGUGGCCUCGCGCACUACGGUCACGGCCGCACAUGUCCACAUAUUAAGAGCGAGACGCAGGUUAGAGAGAUGCUGCAAGCGCUCAAAAACUCGCCCGAGAAGAAAGAACUCGUCGAGCUCGCGGUAAAGUACCUCCGUGGCGUCAAGGGGGCGUUGGUGCAACAGAAGAAGCGCGAUCGCGAGAAAGCUGCUGGUUUGAGCCAAAAUAUGGCGAAUAUCAACAGCGCUGUUGCUGCUGCGACUGGUAGACCGGGUCAACUAUCGGUCGGAGUUGGACCGCUUCCAGCGCCGUCCGAUUGGACGCAGAAACUGCCACAUCCGAAUCAGUAUACGGAGCAUGGGCAGAAACAGCAUAGGCCGUAUAUUCUGCCGCAGCAGAAUGGUGGUGGAGGACAGAAGACGCAUCCGCAGCAACCGCAGGGUAGGCCACAGGGAAGCGGGACGGAGCAUGCGGAGGGGCAGUUUGAUGAGAGGGAUGUCGAGAAUACGCUCAGGGGAGUUCUUGGGGCAGGGAUAAGCGAGUAUGCUGGGAGUGGUGAAAAUUAUGGGUGAAAGUAUUGCAUGCUCACAAGCAAAUGGCGUUAUGGAGCGA
Molecule: messenger RNA, 5593 nt
Organism: Macroventuria anomochaeta
Lineage: Eukaryota; Fungi; Ascomycota; Dothideomycetes; Pleosporales; Didymellaceae
Exons: 3
Coding region: 166-5553 (1795 amino acids)
Biological process (GO): chromatin remodeling; negative regulation of transcription by RNA polymerase II
Cellular component (GO): nucleus; chromatin
Molecular function (GO): DNA binding; ATP binding; histone binding
Source: RefSeq, a predicted model, not a curated record